AUGGCAAUCUUCCGAGAUGUCUUGGAAGUCCAUGGCUACGGUUUCUUGCGACAAAGGCCCGGCGGCAGCUUGAACAAUAGCACCGAGGGCGGUACCCCAGAUCUGGAGGUCGCGGGUUUUGCGCGCAAGAUCACGCGGAUUGUGUUGGGCGGCAACCUUUACGAAGUCAACUCUUACGUUGCGGCACUGGACGGAGUGGCUCGGGGCGUCAUUCAUGGAAUCGACCUGAAUAGCCCGCCCAAGGAGCUUAUGACUCACCUAAGGAGGGACAACCUGAACAGGCACCUGCGCAUGCGCACGGGUGAGCGGCCGUUUCGAUGCCCUUCAUGCCCUCAAAGAUCCUCCGAUAGGUCCAACAUGAAACAACACCUGUGCACCCACACUGGUGAGAAGCCAUUUAAGUGCCCUUCAUGCUCUCGCUACUUCUCAAGAAAGAUCACCCUGGACAGGCACCUGAGCAUCCACACGGGUGAGCGGCCAUUUCGAUGCCCUUCGUGCCCUCAGAAAUUCUCCCAGAGGUCCAACAUGCAGCAACACCUGCGCACCCACACGAGUGAGAGGCCAUUUAAGUGCCCGUCAUGCCCUCAGAGCUUCUCAAGAAAACACAACCUGAACAGGCACUUGCGCACGCACACAGGCGAGAAGCUAUUUAAGUGCCCUUCAUGCCCUCGGAGCUUCAUGCAGAAGUUCAGCAUUAAGCAACACCUGUGCACCCACACGGGUGAAAGACCAUAUGAGUGCCCUUCAUGCCCUCAGAGCUUCUCGCAUAAGUCCAGCAUGCGGCCACACUUGUGCAUUCACACAGGUGGUCGACCAUACCACUGCACCGUCUGCUCCAUGUCCUUUCAGCGGCAUGACGUGAGUCAUGCUGAAGCUCGGAGUCAAGACGAACUGGAUGGCGAUGCCUUCUUAGAAACAAUAAGCUCUGACGACCUUGCCGAGCGGCCGCGAGCUGACCCAGAACGAGAAAGCCUUGACGAGUACUUGGAAGGCGAGACUGACUUUGUCUGCAAACAUCGGGACGAUGGCUACUCAGUGCGCGGAUCGCCCAUGGGCCCUCCAAAAAAGCAACCGCGCCAUGAGCAAGUAGCCAGCCCACUCCUCGUCCAAGCCUGUGAUUGA
Messenger RNA from Dermacentor andersoni, 1122 nucleotides. The record is from RefSeq and is a predicted model, not a curated record. Lineage: Eukaryota; Metazoa; Arthropoda; Arachnida; Ixodida; Ixodidae.